Messenger RNA from Oxyura jamaicensis (ruddy duck), 967 nucleotides. Its product is annotated as splicing factor 3A subunit 2-like. The record is from RefSeq and is a predicted model, not a curated record. The annotation marks the transcript as partial. NCBI's taxonomy places the organism in Eukaryota, Metazoa, Chordata, Aves, Anseriformes, Anatidae. The transcript is spliced from 2 exons.
GUCACCCAAUGUCACCCAACAUGGCAUCCCAUGGCACCCAGUGGCACCCAGUGGCACCCAAAAUCACCCUACGUGGCACCCAGUGUGACCCGGUGUCACCCACUGUCACCCACUGUCACCCAACAUCACCCUACGUGGCACCCGCUGUCACCCGGCGUCACCUGGUGUCACCCAAUGUCACCCAACGUCACCCUACAUGGCAUCCCAUGGCACCCAGUGGCACCCAACGUCACCCUAUGUGGCACCCAGUGUCACCCGGUGUCACGCAAUGUCACCCAACGUCACCCUACGUGUCACCCCAUGGCACCCAGUGUCACCCGGUGUCACUCGACGUCACCCAGCAUGGCACCCGGUGUCAGCCGGUGUCACCCACUGUCACCCUACGUGUCACCCCAUGGCAUCCCAUGGCACCUAGUGUCACCCGCUGUCACCCGGUGUCACCCAAUGUCACCCAACAUGGCAUCCCAUGGCACCCAGUGGCACCCAGUGGCACCCAAAAUCACCCUACGUGGCACCCAGUGUGACCCGGUGUCACCCAAUGUCACCCUAUGUGGCACCUGCUGUCACCCGGCGUCACCCGCCAUCACCCAAUGUCACCCAAUGUCACCCUACAUCACCCUACGUGGCACCCAAUGGCACCCAACGUCACCCUACGUAUCACCCCAUGGCAUCCCAUGGCACCCGCUGUCACCCGGUGUCACCCACUGUCACCCUAUGUCACCCUGCGUCACCCAGCGUGGCACCCCAUGGCACCCAGUGUCACCCGGUGUCACCCAGUGUGGCACCCAGUGUCACCCGGUGUCACCCUACGUCACCCUACCGUGGCACCCAGUGUCACCCGGUGUCACCCGGUGUCACCCACUGUCACCCAGCGUCACCCUAGAUGGCACCCGGUGGCACCCAGAGUCACCCAAUGUCACCCUACGUCACCCUACGUGGCACCCAAUGGCACCCAACGUCACCCUAC